Jaminaea rosea is the source of this 3827-nucleotide messenger RNA. RefSeq lists its product as hypothetical. Bases 116 to 3691 code for a protein of 1191 amino acids. The transcript has a single exon. NCBI's taxonomy places the organism in Eukaryota, Fungi, Basidiomycota, Exobasidiomycetes, Microstromatales. The record is from RefSeq and is a predicted model, not a curated record.
CCAUCACCUACGAUUUCUGGAUGUCAGCUGCAUCGCAGCCUUGGAGCUUGUGAGAGGAGGCGGAGCCCAUUGCUGAGACAUUCAUUAUCUCUCACCGCCGAGGCGUUGCCGCGCUAUGAGCUUCGCAGCACGCCAGCGGAUGGCGCCCGUCCAGACAUCGUCGCCAUCAUCGCCUUCGUCAUCAGCAUCUUCAUCCUCUUCCUCGUCAUCGGCGGUAUCGACCAUCUCCUCUCGGUUUCCAACCCCUUCAGAAGAUGCGCUGGCAGGAAGCAGCAGCUUUGUCACAAGAACAGGCGAGAAGGCAUCAGCCUCUGAACCUAUGCGUCCUCGCAGACCGCAGACGUCACCAUUCACAUCGCCCAGAAAGGCCGGCAAGAGUAGCCCGAGGAGAUGGCAGGGCGCUCACAGCUCCCCAGGCCCUUCAUACGCACACCAAAGCGCCACAGAGCAAGAUCACUGGGAGACUCACUCGUCUUCCUCGUCUUCCUCCUCGUCUUCCUCGUCGUCGUCUUCCUCCUUCUCCACUUCGCUGGACCAACAUGGCCUCCGAAUCGCUUGGCAACGCGUCUCUCAGAAGAGGAGCAGCGGCAGCGGCGGCGGGGGCGGCGGGGGCGAUCCGCAUCAGCGCCAGCUGCAGGAGCAUGGCGAGAGUGAGGACGAUGGGACGUGGCCGAACACCGUCGCAUCGUCUGCGGCUCAAUCGCAGUCCCCACAAUCGACUCGCAGCCUGCGGAGCGUGUUGGACCAGAUUGAUAGCCAAAGCAGACGUGGCGGAGGCAUUGAUGGAACAAGACAGUCAGCAGCCACUGCUACUGCGACUCGGUCGAUGGACCUCGCAGGGCAAUCUGCGCCGUCAUCGUCGCUGACGGCCGCCUACGCGCGGGUCAAUGAGAGGAGGCGGUCAGCAUCAAAUAACGACGUCGUGAGCGGCGAUCUCGAGCAAAGCUACUACGGCGCACAAGAGAACAGCCGAGAAGAACAGGAUGCCUACGAUCUGCGCUUGUACGAGGAGCAACGCAGACAACGCCGCGAAGAGCGAGAUCGUCUCAUCAGGGAAAGGAUCGAGGAGAAGAGAAGAAACAAGCGGGUUCAGCAAGAAGAAGACGAGUACGUGGCGCAGUCAUCACAUAGAGCGUCGUCGUCUUCAAGACGGCCGACGGCUUCCUCAUCUUCGCCGCUGCGCUCUUCAUCGACUAGAAGGCGCCAGUUCGACCUUUCGGAAGACACUCAACGCCUACAGCAGCGCAUUUCCCGCCCGCCAAAUCCAUCAUCCGUCGCCGCCUUUGUAGCUACAGUAUCGCCAUCUAAGAGGGACAGGGCCAGACAGGCUUUCAGCGAAAUGCCAUCAUCGCCUACGACUUGGCCUGACCAACACGCCACGGCCAGCAGCCCCGCUCCGUCGCCGAUCAAAGACCGUGCCUCACAGCCGUCGUCACCACCCACGCAACGAAGCAGCGCCCCUUCGACAAGCGCUUUCAGCUUCAAGCCUCAAAUGAUGAGCAAGGACACAGUCAACCUGAGUCCGGAUAGCACCAGCAGCCCUGAGCGCGGCGCCAGUGGCCUGGGAGGUCAUCGCCGCGAGAGGUCGGGCACGUCUACGUCAGUGCUCAAUGUUUCGUCGCGUCUACCGCCUGCUAGCGCGGUCGAGGCGAGGAAAAGAUUGGAGAGCGCACUGCAGGCACCAGUCGAGAAGGUUGAGGAUGAUGAGGAGGAGGAUGGAAGAGAUGAGGAGAACGAGAUGGCUCGCGACCAUCUGACUCCGUCCGUUACUCCGCGAACUGGGAAGAGACGCAAGUCGGUCAGAUUCAGCCCCCAGCCAGAAGUCAUAGACACAGUGGCGCCACCAGAACUUUCUUUGGAACAAGAGGAGGAGCUGGAGCGCUCACGAUAUUCUUCAGAGGAGGGUGAAGAGGAAGAGGAAGAGGAGGAGCAAUGGUGGACCUCGACGACGCUGGCAACGCUUAAGGCUUCAGAGCAAAUAGACCUGGAUCGAGUCCUCAGCGCAGAAGCGACCUCGUCGCAUCAGGCUGGCGGCACCGCUUCACCUCGACAGACAAGCCUGAAUCCCACACCUAUCCGUCUCCCGCCAGGCGCCUUUGGCUCUCCUCUCCCACCGUUGUCGGGAAGAAGCACAGACUCAUUCUCGCGCCAUGUCUUGCGCGCGACCCCCAAACGCAUUCUCCCUGCUUCAGGCGCAUCCACCACCUCCGACUCCCCUCUAUACCCAGGUGGUAUGCGCUUCCGUCCUUGGACGGCAGCGAGCCCCGCUUCCCAGCAUGCCCCCAUCUCUGCCGCACCGAGAGGACGAGACGAAGAUGCCGAGGUGGCAUCCACCUCUUCCGUAUCUUCGAGCUCGUCGACCUCUUCGGCCGACCUGGGAGCGCUCAACUUUAAGAAGCCCGUGCGACUGCUGCAGAGCCUCGCACGAGGAUUCGACGCUCGUAGCACACCUGAUGCGGCAGAGAAGCAAGGCGCUCGACAACGUCCGCCUCCUCCAUCUUACGCGGCGGUUACUAGCAGCGUUGCGGGCCAGGAAGAAGCGACGAUGCUGCCAAGGGAGUCGACCCCUCCGCCGACCGGUGCAUCCUUCUCCCGUCACUCUAGGACCAGCAGCGCUGCCGACAGCAGCAGGCAUGGAGCGCUUCCCGAUGUGGUCGUGGAUGAGAUUGCCAGCGAGACUGAGGAAGAGCAGGAGGAGCCGAAUAUCAGCGCUCACGAUGUUGCUCACCAUCCCAGCGCCACCAGCCACGUUGGAGAACUUACGAGAAACGAGUCAUCCUUUGCGAGAAGCCCCACUGUCGCCGCUGCCGACGACUCGCUGCGCGCCACCCUGGAUCAGGUCGUGACGGCUUUGGACGAGCGCAAACGCCUAUUUGCUGCCAACGACCCAAACGACAUCCAGGCUUUGCAGUACAGGACUGAGGCCAGCGAUCGCAAGGCCGCAGCUACGGCUUCGCUCCAGGCAGACCUUGCUGCACUGGCCGAUCGCAUCGUCGAAGUCGAGGCGGACCGUGGCGCAGCUGAGCAGGCCGGCAAAGACGAGGAUCAUCAGCAGACACAAGAGCUGGAUGCGGCCCGCAAGAAGCUUCUCACUCAGCUUCAAGCGCUCAUCGUGGCGGGUGAUCAGCAGUAUGCGAAGGCGGGGCCAAUUCUCUCGCCUCGCGUACUCAUGUGCCUCCUCGUUGCAGCCCUUCUGCUACUCUGGACGGUCCUCGUGGCUGCCUUGAGCCACUCGGAUCUCGUCUACCGGAGCGUGUACGUGGACCCGCUCUACCCCGAGGCGUAUUCACUAAGCGCGGACUUUCACUCGUCAGCAUCCUCGUCGACGUCGUCAUGGCUCACGGCGAUGUCGGACAGGAAUACCUCAUUCGAGGUCCCGCUCGGCUUCAUGCCUGCGACCGUGGUGACGAGCAGGACGAGUGGAGUGGCGGCCAUGGUCAAGCGCGGCUUGGUGUGGUUGCAUCGCCUCUCUCUGGCUCAGAGACGGAUUGACUACGCGGAAGGCGGUGCCACUACUUCUUGGCUGGAGCGCGUCAUGUCCUUCUUGCUCUCUUUGACGAGAAUGCUGCCGCCGUGGGCCUUGUUACUGAGGCUGCUCGAUGAUGCAGGAAACAGCGGCGUUCUGAGCGGUGACGAAUGGCAGUGGGUUUCGACCGUGCAGGGCGUGAGCGGAGGCGCGGUGCCUAUCUAAAGCAGCUGAGCGCACAGCUGCAAUGACGACGCUCGAUGUGAAUCCUAGAGCCGUUUUGCAUUCUUUCUCUUGUAUGAUCACUUCACUUCUGCUUGCUCGUCGCUACCAUGAUCUCGAUGCAUGUUGUCUUCUCCCG